AUGUUACAACCAAUGAAGAGUCCAUUGUCAGUGAAGUUUACCACACUGAAGAACAAUGUGGACGAAGUUGUUUCAGAGGCUUGUAGACUGGUUGCUUCUUCUAGGAUUUUGGUGGCAGAUUUGCGUGGGAUGAAUGGUUUGUUGAUUCUGCACGGAGUUGUAAUUAGGUGUGACGCCUGCAUAGCGUCUGUAGUUCGACGACGACGGUGUGCUGCAGUUGGAACUUACAGUCAUAUGAGUGCGGACUGUCACACAGUCGUUGGUGGUUCCAAUAUUAUCUUGAUCUUGCGUGAUCCCAGACAGCAUUAA
Enterobius vermicularis (human pinworm) is the source of this 309-nucleotide messenger RNA. The record is from the annotation of a GenBank genome assembly. NCBI's taxonomy places the organism in Eukaryota, Metazoa, Nematoda, Chromadorea, Rhabditida, Oxyuridae.